Molecule: messenger RNA, 2470 nt
Organism: Megalops cyprinoides (Indo-Pacific tarpon)
Lineage: Eukaryota; Metazoa; Chordata; Actinopteri; Elopiformes; Megalopidae
Gene: fosl1a
Product: FOS like 1, AP-1 transcription factor subunit a
Exons: 4
Coding region: 246-1265 (339 amino acids)
Biological process (GO): regulation of transcription by RNA polymerase II
Cellular component (GO): nucleus
Molecular function (GO): DNA-binding transcription factor activity, RNA polymerase II-specific; RNA polymerase II cis-regulatory region sequence-specific DNA binding
Source: RefSeq, a predicted model, not a curated record
GCGUUGAGUUUUUGGUUAUGUGGCUGGUUUAGUGAAGACGUAGUUAAAUUACUGUUUCCUUAUCCCCCUACCGAGUUCUCAUUGGUUGGAUUCUGCGGCACUCCCUCAACAAAGCGGGUUUCUUCACGUUUGAAAAGGACGGGCUGUGAACUCACUUUCAGAGUGUUGGUAGAAACAGAGUGUCACACGUACGGAUUAUUGUGAAUCGUUAGACACUGUUUAUUCAGGAUAAAUUUCUAAGAAGCAUGUACCGCAACUACGGGAACUUGAUGGAUGAAACUGUAACGAACUCCGGAACCCUGGGUUCGUGCAGUUCUGCCCAGCAAUCACAGAGGAAGUUUUUUGGGGGAAGAGACACCCAGUUUGUUCCCAACCUGGACACCGUCACCUCCAGGCAGGAUCUGCACUGGCUGGUUCAGCCCUUGCUUGCGCCCACCGCUGGCACAGCCGGACCACCCCACCCCCCCUUUCCCCCACCCAGGGGGCCCCACCCCCUGCCAUCAAACCCCUCCCAGGCGCACCUGGUUCGGCCAGGGGUCAUAAGGGCGGUCGGAGGGGCGCAAGUGGUGACGACAGCGAGGAGGAGAAAUGAUGAAUUUCUGUCCCCGGAGGAUUUGGAGAAGCGGAAACUUCGCAGGGAGCGGAACAAGAUAGCUGCCGCCCGGUGCCGGAACCGGCGGCGUGAGCUGACGGAGAGCCUACAGAAGGAGACAGAGGAGCUGGAGGCCGAUAAAGCUCGCCUACAGAAGGAAAUAGCCAAUCUGCAGAAAGAGAAGGAGAGGCUGCAGCUGGUUCUGGAGGCCCACCGGCCCAUUUGCAAGAUCCUGGACUCGGACUCGGACUCUGAAACCUGCUCAGCGCUCUUCCCUGUGCGGGUGGCCGAUUCCGAUCUGCCUGGCCCUUUGUCGCGGACCGAGAAACCCAAGCCGAAAAUCACCCUCCCACCAGCAACGUUGGCCCCCACUGUUUCCACCGCCCCCUCUGGCCCACCGGAUUCUGAGUCCCUGCACACCCCGAUCUUCAUCUGCACGCCCUCCCUGACCCCCUUCACCACCAGCCUGGUCUUCACCUACCCCUCCGCUCCCCUGGACGCUGGCGACGCAGCCGGCCCCUCCCACCAUCAGGGCUCGCCUGCCUCCUCUCCGCUUGGUAUGGCCCAGCAGCCCCAGUGCCCCCAGCCGUGUGGUGUUGCCCAUCGCCGUAGCAGCAGCAGCGGAGACCAAUCAGAUCGCUCCCUCAGCUCUCCCACUGUGCUCAUGCUGUGACGGUGUCUGUGGCAUCAGACAGCACACAGCACGCUAAGACUACAAACCCCACAAAGACAGACACAAGAACAGACAAUGGUGAUCUGUCAUUUAAUACAGCUGAUCAGUGAAGAGGUUUCUAGGAUGCGAAACGUGCAGCGCUCAUGCAUUGAUUCAGGAGAACACCAGACAGGGGCUUUCCAAUGACUCAUGUACACAUAAUCACUUCCCAGCAAAAACUAACAUCCAUUUACCUAAACAGGAUGUUUCAUUCUUAUUACAAAGAAACACCCAGCGGUGGCUUACCGUAUGUUUUGUCAUGGCCAUUUCAAAUCCUGUGUGUUGCAUAUUUAAUUCUAAAUUUGUAAUGUUACCUGCCUUCAUUGGUCAAAUUGAGUGACUUCCAGAGGACCUAGCCGCUAGCCACGUAGUUACCGACCGGAUAUUACAUUACAUUACAUGCAUUUAGCAGACAAUCUUACCCAGAGUGACAUCCAGCACAAUAGAACACAAGUGUAACCAUUCAGUUAACUGAAUAACAGUGUCAGACCAGGCUAGCAACACACAGACCAGUGAGUGUGAGCAUAACACCAUUCAAGCCCUACCAUAAAUUGACUUGUGCAACCUGACAGGGAACAGAAGCUAAGUACCCUAGAACAUAGAUUCCAAAACACAUCACAAUAUGACAUAUAAAAUAAGCAUCAAUCCUAGAGGUGGCAGGUGUUAGGGGUGGGGAUUGAGGUGAAACCAAGAUGCAGUCUGAAGAGGUGGAUCUUCAGUCUGCGACAGAAGAUGGCCAGGGAUUCCGCUGCCCUGACCUCCGUGGGAAGUUUAUUCCACUAUUGAGGGACCAGUACAGACAGGGAUCACGUCUGAGAUGAACUACCUUGUCAGGGCGGGAUAGUCAGUUGCCCUGUCUUGACAUAUUGGCUGCCUCCGCCUCCUGUCACUACCCUGCACUGAGAGCCAAUCCAAGGCUGUUUCUGACAAAGGGGCCUACAAACAAAAAAAGUGCACUCCCUCAGCUACAAGAGAAACAAACACACACAUAAACUAGGGCUGGGUAUUGGCACAGAUGCCCCGAUUCGAUUAGAUUCAGAUUCACAAGCUAACGAUUCGAUUAAAUCCGAUUUGACUCAGUUCCGUUUCGAUAUCGAUUCGAUAAGAAUGAGAUAUGAAAUACUAUAUAGCAGCUUUCCAUAUUUGGAGAGAUGUUUAAAAAGCUC